Moneuplotes crassus is the source of this 1404-nucleotide messenger RNA. The record is from the annotation of a GenBank genome assembly. Lineage: Eukaryota; Ciliophora; Spirotrichea; Euplotida; Euplotidae.
AGAAUGGAAGGAAAUCAUCCAGCAGAGAGUAGGAAGGUGUCAGAAGGUGAUAUUGACUGGGGCUCUGAGAAAAGAACUUCAGAGAUGAGCAAGAAGGAUAUUGGGGAGAACAGAGAGGAUGAAAAGAAAGAAUUUGAAGAGAAUAAGGUUAAUAUUAUGAUAGAUAAUAAGAAAGAAGCUGAAGUAGAGAAAGGAGGUCCUGAAGAGGGUUUUAAGUCAAGAAAUUUGAAACAAAGUGAGAGUGAGAAAAAUCAAGAAGGGAAAGAUGGAACUGAUGAUAAGGAUGAGGAGAAGGAGCCUGAUUCAGAUCACGAUUCUUUACCACAAAGACCAAAAGUUAGAGUUGAAGAUGAAGGUGAACGCGAAGUAGUUCCAUCAACUUCUGAAAACUUAAAACCGAUCCUUAGGCGAAAAGAGGAGCAAAUGAUCUUAAACAAGGAGCCUCAAAUUUCCCAAAUCAAGGAGGAAUCCCACAGAGAAGAACCACAGCCUGCACAAGAUUCUUUAGCUAAAGAGCCAGCCGAAGCUCCUCAGGACGCACAAAAAUUUUCUGGACAGAAAAGGCCUAAAACUCGAGGAGAAAGUACAUCUCAUAAGAAGAAUUUCAUAAUUAAAUAAAAAGCAGAGACGACUCCAAAGCGGCUUCAGAAAGAAUAAAAAGUGGAAUGAAAGAUUUUACCUUGCUGAUGGGACUUUCCAACCAAAUGAUGGUGUAAAUAACCUAUUCACGAAUACCAGGUCUUUCAGACAUUUUAAGAAGCAGAAAAGAUCCCAGUACUUCACUAAGCUGAGCACUAUUGAGAAGAACGCUGGAGCUGUGAGCCACAGAAAGCUGCAUAACUUCACUAAUUUAAAGCAUAAGCGCCAUAACUCCAUGGAAAAGAUCACCAGAGAGAGGAGGUGGAAUGAAAGGUUUUACAUCACAAAUAGCAAGAAUAACCAGAAGGUCUUUAAUGAUUACAAGGAGUUUUUCGAUAAACCUAUCGAUUAUGAUGUCAGAGGCUACAAUUUCACUAUCAGACCUGCCCCAAUGAUGGUCUACGAGGAUGAGUCAGGCAAGGCUGACAUUAUCAGACCUAGAUUUGACGAUGUAAAGAAAAAGCAGCUGAAAAAGAGAAUCUCAAAAGAAAGAGCAACUACUAGUCGAGGCAAGAAGAGAGACUUCUCUAAGACUACUCAAUUUAACAAACAUCCCAAGCCCGCUGAUUAUGGGCUUAGCAACAAUGUAGUGUUCUCAGGCUUCCUAAGAACACAGAAAAUUGACCAUAAGAAGACAAUGCAGAAGAUCAACAAAAAAGAGAAGAAGUGGGACGAAAGAUUUGCAGUUCCAGUGUCUACCUACAAUGAGGCGGUUUAUAAGAAAUUCAGAGUCCCUUUUGAAGAAUUGUAAUAAUUUCGAUGCAA